CAGGGUGGUACAAAUCAAAACAGCCGAUCCGCGGUGUUUACCUUUUAGUGUUUUGCAAAAAUCUCUUUGUUUUCAUUGCAGAAAACGUAGAAUUUUCACACAUCUGACCACUACGGGAUGAUAAAGACUCUCUAGGGACUCUCUUGUGCUAUGUGAAGAGAUAAAUUGUGUGCAAAAAGCGAAUUAAACGACAAUUUUGGGUGCGCCCCGCGAAACAUAACCACACUUUUGUGUUUGACAUUGUUGGUGCAAAGUGGAUGUAUUUUUGUGUGAUUUUUGAGUGCAUUUUCCUAAUUUACAAUGACUUCCGAGGAGCCAGCGUGGAAGAAGAAGCUCUUGCAUAGCUUAAAAGAACGCAAUCGCAAGGAGACAUCAUUUUUUGAUAGUAUUUUCGCUGCCAACAAUCGACUAUUCGACUCCAAUGUUCAGCUACAGAUGGAGAAUCUCCGCCUUUCGGUGGAUAAUGAACAAUUGCGCUCAGGUGCCGGGUUGUCGGGUGACAGCAGGAGUGGUGUGUCUUCCGCAAAGAUUCAGGCCAUGGAGAAGAAACUCAUGGCACAGCAGGAAGAGUUAACAGAGCUGCACAAGCGCAAGGGUGAGAAUGCCCAAAUGAUUGUGGAUCUCAAUGUUAAGCUCUCCGAGAUGACGAAGAAGGCCCAAGAUAGGGAAGAGAAGUACACGGAACAGGUGACACUCAAUCAGAGCCUCAAAGCUGAAGUUCAGAUGCUCACGCAGAAUAUUUCUGAGCUAAAGGGACUCAAUACAAUUCUCCGGGAUGAAUAUACUGCCCUCCAGUUGGCUCUCUCUUCCCUAGAAGAUAAAUUGAGGAAAGUUCAGGAUGAGAAUCGUCAGCUUGUGGACAGAUUGAUGAAGUAUAAAGCAAAGGAUGCCGACAAGUUGAAUGAGGAGAAUGAGAAUCUCCUGCGCAAAAGGACUGAGAAGAUGCGCCGUGAACUCGAGGAUGCAGCUCAGGAUGCCUCGAGGCGCUCUAGUAGCCCAAUACUGCCGCAUGAUGGGAAGGAUCGUGGAUUGGGUGAUCUGUCGGGGGCUGGGGCAAAGGCAGCUGGAUUCUUUAGUGUCUCCCUUCCAACGAGUGUUCAUUUGAAGUUUGAUGCUCACGAUGGGGAGGUCAAUGCUGUGCGCUGGUGCCCCCUGGAUCGCAUCAUUGCCACCGGUGGGGCUGACCGGAAGGUUAAGCUGUGGGAUGUUGGAACAGGAACAAUGGAACCACGUGGGACUCUCGUGGGCAGCAAUGCCGGUGUAAAUUCCGUGGAUUUUGACUCAACGGGCACGAUGAUUUUGGGGACUUCCAAUGACUUCGCCAGCCGUGUGUGGACAGUACAAGAUCAAAGGCUACGGCACACUCUGACCGGGCACAGCGGGAAGGUAAUGGCAGCAAAGUUUCUCAGUGAGCACACGAGGGUGGUCACGGGUAGUCACGAUCGCACGCUCAAGGUGUGGGACCUGCGGAAUCGCGCCUGCAUUGAGACAAAAUUCGCUGGCAGCAGUUGCAAUGAUCUCGUCACUACGGACGGGUCGGGAUCAUGCAUCAUCAGUGGGCACUUUGACAAGAAAAUUCGCUUCUGGGACACACGCACGGAUUCCUCAUCCAAUGACAUUCUCCUCUCUGGACGCGUAGCAUCACUUGAUCUCUCGCGCGACUGCAACUACCUCCUAUGUUGUGUCCGUGAUGACACAAUUAAAAUCCUGGAUUUACGUAUGAAUAACAUUGUCAAGUCCUUCAGUCAUGAUGGCUUCAAGGUUGGAUGUGAUUGGUCACGGGUCUCCUUUAGCUCCGAUGGAACAUACAUUUCGGCAGGUUCCGUCGAUGGGGGUGUCUACAUUUGGAAUAUCUCAGGACGUCUCGAGAAUAUCCUCAAGGAUCACUCGAAUGGCACAUUUUUUGGCAGGUCUGCAGUUACAGCCACAUCCUGGCACCCGUUUAGUUCGGUCCUCGCCACGGUGGAUCGUUCAAAGAAGUGCACAAUCUGGGCUGAUGCCUGACCGCAAUUGCAUGCUUGCUGAUGUGACUCCUCUUCCUCCGGCGUCAAAAGUUUUGCGAAAAAUCAAUUAGCAGAAAAAUAAAAGAAAAGGUAAAACAACUCCAAGAAAUUUAAGGAAAAAAAAUCAAAUAAAAUGUGGAUUGAAUACAAAUUCUCCCGUUGGGCAAUGUUAAUAUGCUCACUCAUCUCCUUUGCAGAUUUCAAUCAUCCUAUAUAUGUAUAUUUUCUUAAAAUAAUGAUUGAAAAAGAAGUUUUUUUUUACAACAGCAGAGUAUAUAUUGCGCUGUUUUGGACGUUGAUAUUUUUUUACAUCACAAAAUUAUAUAUUGUUUUUCUUAACUAUAUACAUAAUAUUUACUUUCAAACUCCUCAAGAAAAAAAUCCCGAAAACAACCAUGUACAGUUAUGUAAAGUGGAUUAUUAAACAUUUUUACCUUUUUUGGUUAUAUAUAAACAAAA
Lutzomyia longipalpis is the source of this 2462-nucleotide messenger RNA. It is a transcript of the gene Atg16, whose product is annotated as autophagy-related protein 16. Gene Ontology annotation, cellular component: autophagosome membrane. The transcript has 6 exons. NCBI's taxonomy places the organism in Eukaryota, Metazoa, Arthropoda, Insecta, Diptera, Psychodidae. The record is from RefSeq and is a predicted model, not a curated record. Gene Ontology annotation, molecular function: protein binding. Gene Ontology annotation, biological process: autophagosome assembly. The coding region runs from base 301 to 2004 and encodes 567 amino acids.